Molecule: messenger RNA, 528 nt
Organism: Tauraco erythrolophus (red-crested turaco)
Lineage: Eukaryota; Metazoa; Chordata; Aves; Musophagiformes; Musophagidae
Source: RefSeq, a predicted model, not a curated record
AUGGACAGAGAAAGGGUGAAUGUGAUGCUGGACCCUGAGACGGCAAGCCCCUACCUGAUGCUCUCCAAGGACCACAAAACCAUGUGGCUGGAAGCUGGACAGCAGAACCUCCGUGACACCCCCAAGAGAUUCACAGGGAGCCCCAGCGUCCUGGGCUCUCUGGGGUUCACAUCUGGGAGGCAUUACUGGGAGGUGGAGGUAGGGGAUGGGGACAGCUGGGCCGUGGGGGUGGCCGUGGAGUCUGUGCGGAGGAAGGACGCGCUCAGCACAGCCAUGGAGAAGAUCUGGGCCCUGCGGCUGGACUGGGAUCGCCGGUACACGGCGCUCCACAUGACUCCCACCCCAGUGGCACUGGCGGAAGGGCCCCGGCGGGUCAGGGUACACCUGGACUAUGAAGGGGGCCAAGUGACAUUCUACAAUGCAGAGAACAUGACACACAUCUUGGAGUUCAAGGCCACCUUCACCGAGAAGGUCUUCCCAUACUUUUGGCUCUGGUCACAAGAAACCAAGAUCCGGCUGUGUGCCUGA